UGCAUGUCCUGGUAGGAAGCGUAACUUACAGGGAAGCCAGUAAGUUCUGAAAAGAAGGAAAUAAACACAGGCACCAAACCAUGAUCCUAAGCUGAUUGUCCUUUAAAUAUGUCAAGAUCCAGACUUUUCAGUGUCACUUCAGUGAUCUCAACAAUAGGGAUCUUGUGUUUGCCACUAUUCCAGUUGGUGCUCUCGGACCUACCAUGUGAAGAAGAUGAAAUGUGUGUAAAUUAUAAUGAUCAACACCCUAAAGGCUGGUAUAUCUGGAUCCUGCUGCUGGUUUUGGUGGCAGCUCUUCUCUGUGGAGCAGUGGUUCUCUGCCUCCAGUGCUGGCUGAGGAGGCCCCGAAUUGAUUCUCACAGGCGCACCAUGGCCGUUUUUGCUGUUGGAGACUUGGACUCCAUUUAUGGGACAGAAGCAGCUGUGAGUCCACCUGUUGGAAUUCACCUUCAAACUCAAACCGCUGACCUAUAUCCUGCUCCUGCUCCAUGUUUUGGCAUGUUAGGCUCCCCACCUCCAUAUGAAGAAAUUCUAAAAACAAGCUGAUUUUAGGUGUGGAUUAUCAAUUUAAAGCAUUAACGACAUCUGUAAUUCCAAAACAUCAAAUUUAGGAAUAGUUAUUUCAGUUAUCAGAAAUGUCCAGAGGUCUAUUCAUAUAGUCUGAGGAAGGACAAUUCGACAAAAGAAUGGAUGUUGGAAAAAAUUUGGGUCAUGGAGAUGUUUAAAUAGUAAAUUAGUGGGCUCUUGAUGUGUCACUGCUGUGUCAUACUUUUAUGCUACACAACCAAAUUAAUGCUUUUCCACUCAUACCCAAAUAGGCAACGAUUAGGUGCUGAAAGUUGUUUCCAUCACGUUUAGGGCUCCACUGCAGUAUACAUCACACCAUUUUCUGCUUUAAACUCUUUCCUAGUGUGGAGUCCAUAAAAAUUAUUAUAAUUUAACAAUAGCCCAAGCCAAGAAUCCAACAUGUCUGGAACCAGAACCAGAACCAGAAAGAUAAUAUUUGAAUGAAGGUGAGGGGAGAGAGUAGGAAAAAGAAAGGUUUGGAGUUGAAGGGUAAAGGAUAAAUGAAGAGGAAAAGGAAAAGAUUACAAGUCUCAGUCUAAGAGGUUUUAUGCCUCAGCCUGAGGAGGAAGAAAUUGUAGAUAGAAGGUGAAGGAGAUUGCUGAAGAUUUGGAGCACGUUUAAUGACAAUACGGGGAGAAAAGAAAAGUUCCCCUUUUACAGGAAUGAAUGUGGACUCCAUAGUCCAUAGUGUUUCCCUGGAGCCUCAAGGCUUGGCAUUUAUUGCAGCACCAUUCUAAGAACCUUCGGCAUAGAUACCUGUUCUCAUGAGGACUGCAGAAGUAGCAAUGAGAUAUCUUCAAGUGGCAUUUUGGCAGUGGCCAUCAGCAGGGGGACAGAAAAAAACAUCAUGCCAUAUGAUCUUCAGCUGACAAAUUUGUUGAACAAAACAAUAAACAUCAAUAGAUAUCUCAAAUUUAACUUGACCAAACUUAUUUCCUAAUCUUCUUUUUCCAAAUCUGUUUUAUCCAAACCUUCCCCAUCUCAGUUAACUGCAACUGUUGCUCAGGCCAAAAAAAUACUUGGAGCCAUAGAAGCUAGGGUAAUCCUUUGUAAUAAACUAUCUUAAGAGCAGUUUUAGGUCCACAGGAAUAUUGAGCAGAAGGUAGAGAGAUUUCUUAUAUACACCCUGCUUUGACACUUAUAUAACCUCCCCCAUUACCAACAUCUCUCGCCAGAGUGAUACACUUCUUACAAUUGACGUGCCUAUACUGACAUCAUUAUCAUCCAAAGUCCAUAGAUUAUAUUAUGACUCACUCUUGGUGUUGUACAUUCUCUAGGUCUGGCAAAUUUAGAAUGACAUGUACCUACCAUUACAGUGUCCCACAAAGUAAUUUCACUGCCCCUGAAAGUCCUCUGUGCUCUGCCUAUCUAUCCUUUCUUCCCUCCCUUCUAAAUCCAAACAACCACUGGUCUUUUUAUUUUCUCCAUGGCUUUGCAUUUUUAGAAUGCCCUAUAGUUGGAAUCAUACAGUAUGUAGCCUUUUCAGGUUAGCUUCUUUAACCUAGUAAUAUGCACGUAAGUUUCCUCUAUGUCUUUUCAUGGCUUGAUAGCUCAUUUCUUUUCAGGGUUAAAUAAAAUCCAUUGUCUGCUUUACCAAAGUUUACGUAUGCCUUCACCUGGUGAAGGAUAUCUUGGUUGCUUCCAAGUUUUGGCAAUUAUGCAUAAAGCUACUGUCAAUAUCCAUAUGCAAGAUUUUGUGGAGAUAUAAGUUUUUAACUCCUUUGGGUAAAUACCAAGAGCAUGUUUGUUGGAUUGUAUGUUUAGUUUUGCAACAAAACCACUAACCUAUCUUUCAAAGUGUCUGUACCAUUUUGGAAUUCUAGUGGCAAUGAAUGAGAGUUCCUGUUGCUCCACAUUCUCACCAGCAUUUGAUGUUCUCAGUCUUCUGAAUGUUGGCCAUUCUAAUAGAUACGCAGUAGUAUUCCAUUGUUGUUUUAAUUUGCAAUUCCCUAAUGACACAUGAUGUAAAGAAACUUUUAAUAUGUGGAGUAAUCUUUUUAUAAUAUAAGGAGCAUCAUGUACUUUUCUACUGGUAGUCUGGUAUGUUUCUUCCAGGGCUAGAAUGUAAAUCUUCAAGUGAAGGAAAUCAUUGCCUGUACUUAAGUUUUAAAGUAAUGUUUCCUAGUUCUGGAAAUCCCCGAAAAACUGGAAGAGGAUUUAAUGGGGGUAAGGCCUUAUGAAAGUGAGGGUGACUAAAAGCCAGACACAGCUGACUUAGUGCUGUUAACAUAAUCUCACUUGUAUCUGCUGAUGAAAAAGAUAUGAAGAAGCUUGUGUUUAUGUACUGCAGUAGUCUCUGGUGUGUGUGUAGGGCUAUAUGGUGAACAAACUGUUUUCAUAUAUGCUAUCAGAUUUUAUUCUAAUGACAAUUUUGUGACCUGGCUAUUCCUAACUUCAAAUUAAACAUGGCAGAAUGAA
Messenger RNA from Macaca mulatta (Rhesus monkey), 2985 nucleotides. It is a transcript of the gene TMEM207, whose product is annotated as transmembrane protein 207. The record is from RefSeq and is a predicted model, not a curated record. Lineage: Eukaryota; Metazoa; Chordata; Mammalia; Primates; Cercopithecidae.